Micropterus salmoides (largemouth bass) is the source of this 2966-nucleotide messenger RNA. RefSeq names its product BRMS1 like transcriptional repressor a (gene brms1la). Gene Ontology annotation, biological process: negative regulation of transcription by RNA polymerase II. NCBI's taxonomy places the organism in Eukaryota, Metazoa, Chordata, Actinopteri, Centrarchiformes, Centrarchidae. The transcript has 9 exons. Bases 179 to 967 code for a protein of 262 amino acids. The record is from RefSeq and is a predicted model, not a curated record. Gene Ontology annotation, cellular component: Sin3-type complex. Gene Ontology annotation, molecular function: histone deacetylase binding.
UCCCUAUAGAAAUAAGAGCGCCGUAUUGACAUUUGUUUUUAGCUUAGCUGGGAUACACGAGUGAAAUUGUAACCGAGGGAAAAAUAAGUUUUGGCUUCUUAUCUCUGAACGUUGCUUUUACCUUAAUCAUUCUCCCAAACACUCUGCACCCCCCUCAUUCUGAAGUCGACUCGCUGCCAUGCCAGUGCACCGUGACCGGGAGAAGAAGGAGUGCACAGUAGAGGAGAUGGAGGUGGAGGAGCACGAACAAGAGGCGUCCAGCUCAGAGGAGGAGGAUUCUGACACCUCCUCUGUCUCGGAGGAUGGAGACAGCUCUGAAAUGGACGAGGAGGACUGUGAGCGGAGGAGGAUGGAGUGUCUGGAUGAAAUGUCCAAUCUGGAGAAACAGUUCACGGAUCUCAAAGACCAGCUGUAUCACGAGCGUCUCAGUCAGGUGAACAGCAAGCUGGCAGAGGUGGAUGCUGGCCGGGCUGCAGAAUAUCUGGAGCCUCUGGCGGUACUGCUAGAGAACAUGCAAGUCCGAACCAAGGUGGCAGGAAUUUACAGAGAGCUGUGUCUGGAAUCUGUGAAGAACAAGUAUGAGUGUGAGACCCAAGCAGCAUGCCAGCACUGGGAGAGUGAGAAGCUGCUGCUGUUUGAUACAGUACAGAGUGAAUUGGAGGAGAAAAUUAGAAGACUGGAGGAAGACAGACACAGCAUAGAUAUUACAUCAGAGCUGUGGAAUGAUGAGUUGUCAGGAAGGAAGAAGAGGAGAGAUGCGUUAAGUCCAGAUAAGAAGAGGAAACGACCUUCUGUGGUGUCCGGUCCAUAUAUUGUUUACAUGCUGCCUGACUUGGACAUCCUGGAGGACUGGACAGCUAUCAGAAAGGCCGUGGCUACACUGGGACCCCAUAGAGGGAAGGCUGACUCGGACAGCCCCGUGUUUCCAUUCAGACCCGACAGAAACAGACCCAUUCUCAACUGCUGAGGAGCGCACACACACACACAUUCCCAAACACACGCAUAUAAUGACGCGUCAGGAAAUGCACUCAAACACACGAGGACCUCAAGUACAUGCAAACAUAACACUGUAUAUCACAUACACACGGUAGCAUUCACUUCUGCAGGCAUGAAAAUGCACACAGCUGAACACUUCUCUGAAUCUUCCCACAAUCCACUACAGUCCUUGGCUAACAGCGGCACCGGUCAGUAAGCUUCCUCUUGGGCCAACAGGCAUGCGCAGUAAAGGACUCACAGUUUUGAAUCCCUGUAAAGGACAAACAGGUAUAGAAGCAUUAUUUUUACUGACGUUAGUCACCAGUACCUCUGUUCAGAAUUGGGCUAUUAUUUUUUACUUUUUUUUUUGUCUGUAUCCAUCUCAUCCUCAUUGGAUAGUAAAGAGAGGGUUUCCUGAUUAACAGACAAUUAUAAGCAAAUAAAGGGUCUCAUUCCAAAAUGACAUACCAUAUAAACCAUUAAGGAAAAAUGUUAUACCCAGAGCUCAGCUUAUAUGGCUGAUGUCUGUCAUUUCAGUUUUUCAAAGUUUGACCCCUGAGCGUUAGACCACAACUGUUUUGACCUGAUUUGACCAUUUUUGUACAACCUAGUUCACACCCAAAGUAAACUGCCGCCUACAGUUGGUGAAGCUUUAUCUGAAAUGGAGACCUCUGAGUCACAUGGAGAGUUAUUGCAAUAGUCUGCAGCACUGUUGUUCAAGAGCCUUUGCAAACAUUUUAUAUUGAGUUUAAUUUGGCAAGACUGGCCCUUUUAGAAGGCUCUCCUUCUUGGAGCAUUCAAAUCUUUACUUGCUCAGUGACAUGGUCAGGGAGAAGGUUUUGUUACACGUGCUCCACAUCAUGUGUGAUUGUAAACAUGGAGGUUUUUAAUCUUAAACCUAGAGGGUUAUGGACAAUGCGUCCAGUGACAUAUGGGAAAUACUUUUUUAUGAACCUGGUCAGUCUUGCCAUGACAUUUUUAAUUAAUGUACUUUUAAAAAAAUGUGGAUCCGUUUAAAUGUCUUUUGAGACUGAUAUUAACUUUUUGUUACAGUGUUUUGAAGCGUUUGAUGGUUUGUACAGUUUUUUUUGGUGGUUUCACAAAGUAUUCACAACUCUAGUCUUCCACAGUGCCUACAUUUGAAUUCCUGUAAAGUUUCUUUGUCAUGUUUUGUAAGAGCUGCAGUUUGGUUGCUGUGACUGUGGUUGAGACAAACUCAGUGAUAGCCGUAAUUUAAAUGCAUGAUAAGGAAAAAGAUCUUUCAAGGUUGCGUGUGCAGUGUUGACAUAGCUGGUUAUUUUCAUGUGGAUCAUCAGGUAAAGUGAAUUUACUCCCCUCUUUAUUCAUCGCUACGUCACUGCAAUUGCAAACCAGUAUCAGUAAUGCAAUGAGUCAUGGUAACCACACACACAACAAAUGAUUUUAGAAUAACUGAGUGCCAAAUAUAAUGCAAACAGCAUAUGAAACGUUAAAAUGCCAUGGGAUCCCUUUAAAGUUGUAGUUCAACAGGUGCAUUCUCUUCUUACCCAUCUACCUCUUCUCUCUGUCGCCCACUCUACAGUUAAAUCCACAUUCUGCAUUUUUACUCAUGAACAUGAAAAUGCUUUUAUCUUCAUGAGCUCCCCAAAAAGAGAUGAUGUUGUUGUUUCAGUGUUUUACUGGUAUUUAUGGCUGAGCAGAUUUGUUAGGAUAAUAUGAUGAUGACUACAGUAAUUGUACAGACAGGGAAAGACUCAAACCAUGUCCUUCAAAUCCCACCUCGCCAUCGACACAACCCACUGUUUAUAAAGGAUGAUAGACACGGCCAUUUAGUAAUAUUGAUUUUAUAAACUGAAGUGUUUAAUGAUUAAGGGGGUGUGGAUGUUCAAUAUUCAUUCAUAUCAUCAGUUGGUUUUUUUGACAGUUUGUUUAAUACUGUGUCGGGUACAUUUGUGUCUUUCUUGGUGAUAAUGUUGGGUGGGUUUUACAAUUAAAAGUUGUUUUGUAAGUAC